Messenger RNA from Lymnaea stagnalis (great pond snail), 6519 nucleotides. The record is from the annotation of a GenBank genome assembly. Lineage: Eukaryota; Metazoa; Mollusca; Gastropoda; Lymnaeidae.
AUGAGUAAUUUAAGAGUUUAUAAAUCUAUCUUAGACAAUUAUCUUUACACACUUAAUAAUGUGUGAAAAUUUAAGCUAGAAGAAGUAAGCAGUAAAGGAAGAAAAAAUGGAAAAGUAUAGAAAUUUAAUACUUGGAAAUCUGAAAAAUGUAAAAUUUAAUCUUAUAAAAUUAUUAAGUCAUGAAUUUUGUUAAAAGUUAUACAUUAAAAAAGCAACUGAUAAUCAUAUUGAUUUUUAAUGCAUUAAUCAUCUCAUUACUGUAUUGCUUCAAAUACUAUUUUUAAUUUAUUGUGCUUUGGAUAUUUUAUGUAAGUUUAAUUCAAAACAUUUCAUUUAUAUCAAAUUGUCUAUUUAAAUGCAAAGACAGAUGAGCUGAAUAAAACUAUCUCAAUACUAUUUAGUUUCGCGGUAAAUAGCACACAUCAGUAAUCAGUAUCGACAACAGAUUCUCCUUGAAAAAAUGGCAUCAAGAAUCUGCAGGUUAAUUAGACCUGUAACAACUACCUUUGCUAGGAAAAAUGGUAAAAUUAGAGAUUUUAUUGUUUGUUUUAUAUGCCUAAUAUGUAUACUAGCCUAAUAAUAUUAUGUCGAAGAUCAGAAAUAAAGCUCCUUUGCUGUAAAUUGUCCGAUUUUGGACCCCCCAUUGCCCGUUGCCGUUACAAAUUUGGGUAAAAGUGCAGUUCAGGUGCGUAUAUUAUUUCUGUUUGAAUCUCUUAUUUUCCCGUGUAAACUUAUGGUAAUUCUUUAUAAAAAGUAUUUUAAAAUUUAUAUUUAUAUUCCAUCUUUUUAUUGGAAUACAACAACAAUUUUACAAAUUUUAUGAGAUAAAAAAGUACAUUUUUAUGAAUCUAUAGUGUUUUACGGAGCGAUUGUGGUAAAUCAAGGAUAACUCUUCUGUCUUUAAAAAUACUUUAUAAAGGGUGAGAUCCCGUUUCGGGGGAUAUGCAGAUCCCAGUAAUUAUGGGGAGCUCACAUACUUGACAUACGAACUCAGCUUACAAGCCACAUUGCAAUUGUUACGAUCGCCUUGGGAGAAAUUCCAGUUGUAUUAACGUUAUUUGUUGCCCCACAAGGUGCGCAUAUAAACCAAAUGCUGCACCAUUAAAAAUGCCUGUUGCAUCAACAAUUUUAGUUAUUGUUUCUUGGUCGUCCGCAAUUUUAAACAAAAUGAUCCUACAACCAGCAAUACCGCAAAUCCAAAACGAGUCCGUCUUAUAAUAUAAAAAAAAAAUAAUCACUAGCCCUCACUUUACUCAGCGCAAAUCAGUCACCAGUAAUAAGCGCAUUUGCAUACGAAAAAAGAGGAGGGGUACUCAAAUUAGAGCUGACCAAUCACGGACAGCGUAUUAGCAGCCUUCAGGGUGAGAUGACUAUCAAAAUGACCCCACGCUAUCAUUCCGAUUUCUCCCAUUUCUGCAACGUCACAAGUAUUUAUUUUUUUAAGUGGACACGUGAUCACACAUUGGCACGUAUUCGUGCCCCCCCCCCCCUUUUUCUUGUUUCAGCUUCACACCAGGUCCAGGACAAUGAUGACAUGUGUGUCCACUGCCUUAGUCAGUGAUCCACUUCUAAUUCCCCCCCCCCCCACCCGACUUCAAAGGACAACCCCUAUAUUCCGAGCUCUCUGAGAGGGAAAAAAAAAGAAGGGUGGGGGGGCUUGUGCGUAAUGAAAAAUCUAGUAUUUCAUUCUUUUUUGUGAACAUGCUUAGUUUGAAAAUUUUGUUUAGCAUACUAACUUAUAGAUGGCUAAAAAUCUGGCAUAGCGUAAAAGUAAAAAUAAAACAAAUGGGGCUGUGUCACUUUGGUUGGGGGAUGUUUAAAGACUCCUUAGAAGUAAAAUACAAAGAAAAGAUGCGACUUAUAAUUCAGAAUUAGUUGACUAUAACUGCCUGGAUUUAAUUAUUAAAGAAUACACGUAAGUUUACAUGAUAAAAAAAAUUUAAAAUACGAAAUGCGUUAAGAAAUAAUAUACGCACCUGAACUGCACUUUUACCCAAAUUUGGGUAUUGUCACUCCAGGCUCCAGGGGCGUGGAGUCACAAUUGACACAAUCUUGAAUCUAGGUAGCCUCAUUAUUAUUAUUAUAAUACAUUGUCAUCGUCACAAAUUUGUGACCUCCUCUCCCUUGAAGUCAUUUAAAAAUGUUAUACAUUUUUUUCAGGCUUAAAUACUUUGUCUGGUCUUCAACAGAAUCAGAAUUUUCUUAAAAGGCAAAGCUCUACAACUGGAACAACAAAGCAGCGUAAGUUACAAUUGCAAGCAUAUGAAUUUUAAAAUAAUUUUUUGUUAGCAUAAAAUAUGCUAUAUUUACAAUUUGGAUUACAUUUUAAACACGAAGGCAGGGCUGGUUUUGAGUUAGUGGUAAGGCCGACGAUGUGUUCCACAGUAUAUAGGUCUCGGAUGUUCCCCCAGGUCCAUUUCGGUCUAUAGCGGCAUCUACAGUGCCAUACUAAAAAGAUUUCGAUGUUUGUAUUUACAUAAUGCAAGUUAUUGUUUUCUUAUUUUAUAUUUCUUGUUAAAUUGUGGAAGGGGUCUCCCCUCCCCAGAGAAUUUCUAUGUUUCUUAUUUUGGUAUUUAAAGCUUGGGGAGGGGAGACCCCUCCCCAGUUCCAAGAAGAUCAUUCCAAAUGCAAUUUAAGCAGUUUUGUUUCCUUCUGUUACCUAAGUUUCAACAUACGGGUAUUUUGAUUUCAACUAAUCAAAAUACAGCAAUUUUUGCAGGCGUCUUUUUUUUCACCGAUGUUGGGUAUCAGCAACUGUGGGUUUCUCUUUUCCUCUCUUUUGAAACGUGUAACUUAAAUUUUAAUACAAAUUAAUGGAAAAUUUCAUUUCAAUAUAAUUCAUAUUAACCGUAUCGUUUAUGACGCAAGUAAUGCUCAGUAAAGAACAGGAAUGUUAUAACACACAUGUUUCGGUUCCUUCAAAGAAUAGAUAUAUUCACCCUAAGUCCAUUGUUGGGAUUCCUCAAUGUGACGUCACUGCGCUUAGGGUGAGAAAACUCUUGGCAAAACCCAUACCGUUAACUCAAAAUUUACCACACUAAGAAACAAAUUUUAUUUUACUUUUUUCUUUAAAAACUAAAAUCUGAUCACUGAUAGUGAUUAUUACUUCCUAAAAAAAUUUAAAUAUGGUAAACGCUUAAAUUUUUAAAUAAUUAAAAAAUGAAUGAGGUUAUGGUCAGUAUGAGUAUGGCCAAAGUAUGAAUAUGGUUAUGGAAUAAUUAACUGCAUGUUCAUAUAUUUCAGCCACAGUUGCUACUCGUAACCCUCUUAUAAGGAAAAGUCUGACUGAUUUUGGAGCAUAUGUAGCAGAAUGCUUGCCUAAAUAUGUGCAGAAAGUGCAUGUACUUUUUCAUGAUGAAUUGGAGGUGGGACUUAAAUAAAACUUGUAAUAGUAGAAUUUUAAACUGAAUUGAGUUUUAAUUUUCAAUUUUAAAUUACAUUGGAGGGUAUAAAUUUAAGGAGGGUUAUUAUUUAUGGACUUAAGUUUAAGGUACCAGGUAUAUAUAAAAGUGUUUGUAAAUUUGUAAUAUUUUUAAUUCUGUCAGAUAAUGAUUCAUCCUGAUGGGAUAGUACCAGUUUUAUUUUUUCUAAAAGAACACACAAAUGCUCAGUUUAUGAACAUUGUUGAUAUUGCUGGAGUGGAUAAGCCUACUCUUGAAAAUAGAUUUGAAGUAAGUAAUAUUUUAACAAUAGUUUGUGAAAACACCUCUCUCGUGUAUUUUUGAUUAUAUGCUCUUUGAAUUCAGAGAUAGAAAAAUGUAACUCUGAUUUCCAUGUAUUUGUUUGUGCUCAGAGUAUUUGCCUUGCUUAUAAACAUAGAAGAGAUCAUACAAAUGUCAUGGAAAACAAGAAGACUAUUAUUUGAAAAAUUGAUGUAUUGACUUGGUCAAUUUGUGACAAUAUAAUGUUUGAAGAAAUAUAUAUCGACAGCAUACUUGCAUCUGUCAUCUAGCUAGUUUCAUAUCUUAUGCAAUACAGUAAAGUCAUUAACUGUCAGUCAAAGUUUAUGUUACAUAGCUGGUUUCUGUUACACCUUGUAUAUCCAAUGUACCUUGUAUAUCCAACCAUCCUCAGAUUGUAUACAUGUUGCAGUCCCUUCAGUUUAACUCUCGUAUUCGUAUCAAAACUUACACUGAUGAGUUAACGCCUAUUGAGUCUGCUUGCUCCGUGUUUCCUGGAGCAAACUGGUAUGAAAGAGAGGUUUGUAAUGACUUUUUAUUUUAGUAAUUAACAAAAAUUUACAGAAGGGAGACUAAAUUCAUUAUGUAAGUGAAGGAAUUUAUGGAAAAGAAUUUCACAAGCAGAAACUUUAAAAAAUGUGUUCAAUUUGGCUUAGAUUUUUACAAAUUUUCAUUGUGGAUAUUAAAAUAAUUAACAUGAGGUAUAAAUAAACAAAGGCACAAAGAAUGAUUGAAAGCAAUCUUUGAAUAAUGUAACAAAGAAUGAUUGGAAGCAAUUGUUCUACUUGGUAUAAAUUGUUUAUUCUUUUUUAGAUCUGGGACAUGUUUGGAGUGUUCUUUGCUAAUCACCCUGACCUUAGACGGAUUCUUACAGACUAUGGCUUUGAAGGUCAUCCAUUUAGGAAAGAUUUUCCUCUCUCAGGAUAUGUUGAAGUAAAUAUAAAAUAAAUAAAUGAAGCUAAAGCUAAUUAGGAUUUAAGACAGUUGUAGCAUGACUCCCCAAAACUCAUAUAUUCAUUUGUACAUGAAUUUUUUUUGUUCAAAGUUAGUGAAAAUAAUGAGAAAUAAUGUCCACUUUAUUAGCUGACUGCAUGGUAUGUGUCUCGGGUGCAUUUCAUGUCAAGGGUUGUUAAUAUAUUAUAAUUUUAAAACCCCAAUGAACGCCACCUCACUAUUAAUUCAAUCUGAUUUUAUGGACCCCAUAUUUCCUCUUUAUUUUCAUUGUGAUUUUUCAAAAAGUUAAUAGUGGACUCAUACAAUUCCACCAUUCAUUAAUAUAUAUAUAUUUAUUGAAAAAACCCUUUAAUAUUAUUUUGAAGUUUUUUUCCAUGCCUUGUCUUUGUUUUUACAGGUGCGCUAUGAUGAUGAGGUCAAGAGAGUAGUUGUAGAGCCAUUGGAAUUAACCCAGGAGUUCCGUAAAUUUGAAGCCAACACACCAUGGGAAACGUUCCCUGCUCACAGAUUAUCAGAAGGGAAUGAAAAGCCAACCGCUAAGCCAGAGGAGAAGAAAUAGACUUGAGCAAAAAUUGACUUUGCCAGCUGUAUCUAAUAAUACAGUCUGAGAAUUUUAGAAUAGUAAAUGAGAUAAUAUCGCCUUUCUUAAGUGUAUGAUUAUUUUAUUUCUUAGACUACAUUGAAAUUUAAACAAUUUAUUCUGUUACCACAGCUCUAUGAUGAGGAACAUGUUUGAAAGUAAUUUGGUAUGCUGAAAACUGGGGAUAAAAUAUUUGUGUAUGUGGUUCUAGAUUUACAUUUCUGUUAAAUCUUUUAGAUGAUGGCAUAUGUAAAUAUGAAUUUUGAAAUGAUCAGAAAUUAAAUUUUUGUUGACAAAUUAAAGUGCUCAUUACCAUUAUUUUUUGUGGGGGGGGUUGUGAUGUAUAGUGAAAAACUUGACGUCACCUUCAGUUCGUAGAACUCACAAGUUUCUAACUUGGUGAAAACAUUUUUGUUGCAGAUAUAUUUUUAAUGCUGCGAGUUGCAAAUGGAUUUAUCUUUUCUCAUUACAACUUUUGAUGUUUUAUGUAAAAUAAUACUAUUACAGAGUACCGGUAUUCUAAUACAGAGCAUUAAAAAAUUUGGAAUGAUAUAAGUAAAAUAAUUAUUUUAAAUUCAUUACCGGUAACAAAAUUUGAUUUGAUAAAUAUGACGAGAAAUAUUUUAUUAAAUUAAAAUUAAAAAAAAAAAAAUAAUAAUGUUAAAAUAUAUAUUUUAGAAGUAUAAAAUGAGUAAAACAGAGUAGGGUUAAACCUGAAAAAAGAAACGCAACAACGAACGUGUCGGCAGAAAGACUUCAUCAGUAAACAAAACAACAGAAAAAAACGGUAUAAAAAUAAAAAUAAGAAAUAUCACUUAGCUUGGACGUAGUAUCCGUGGGAAGCAAAAGAAAUGUGACAGAAAAUAAGUGAGGGAGGGAUUAAAUAGGGAAAAGCGAAAGAAAAGAGGAGCAAAAAGUCAACUGCGAUAGGUCAGGACGUGGAGGGGCGGAGUAAGGGACAAGCUGUGAAAAGAGACAUGAUUGGCGUCAAAGUACAAUAAGUGAGGAUAAGCCUGAUUGCUUCCAAUCAUUCUCUGAUGACAUUGCAUACCACUAAGUACUAAGUUCUUGUUUUUGGUAAAAAAUGGCAGCUAAUCCUAUUCCUUCCUUCAAUGAAAUGUAAUGCUUGUUCCGGGCUGAAGCACAUUCUUUUCCUAAAUUCUGAAGGCAAGCUUUAGUCGACUGGAGCCGAGGAUCCUUACAAAUUUUGCUACAAUUUGAGGAGUCCAUAUACAUGGUUUAUUUUUAGCUCCUCAUAAGAGCGCUUUCUGUUUCUAAAAAAAAAAUUACAUUGAGAUCUUCAAA